AACUAAUAUUAAAAGAUGACCAAAAGGCUCGUAUAGCACUCGCGAGAGCGUUAUAUAGUGAAGCACAAAUAUUGCUUUUGGAUGAUUUUUUGUCAACUAUGGAUUCAUCAAUAGCACAUCAAAUUAUUGAGAAUUGCUUAAAAAGUCCAUUGAUUGAUGGACGGACUGUGAUAAUUGCAACAAACUAUGUUCGUCCCCUUUUAGACGUUGCUAGUUAUAUUGCAAUACUUGAUGAAGGAACUGUUGUAUCAAAAG
Racocetra fulgida is the source of this 255-nucleotide messenger RNA. The record is from the annotation of a GenBank genome assembly. NCBI's taxonomy places the organism in Eukaryota, Fungi, Glomeromycota, Glomeromycetes, Diversisporales, Gigasporaceae.